GCUUAGACGUCAGUAAUUAGUCAUUCAUUUUGUUCUCCUCUCACUGGCUCUCAUUAUAUUAUGGAAAUGCUUGUAUACGACGUAAAUUAUUGUAAUAAUAAGAGUUUUAUCUAUCACAAAUAACGCACGUCGCGACUUCGAAGCACCAACGUAUUUUCAAGAAAAUGUCACCUACCUUAUUGUUCCUUUACUGCUACUAUAAACAAAGAGGUUACACUCUAUCGGAUGGAACUCAGCUGCAGUGAUAACCUCUGUGAGCUCCUCCAUGUUUGUUGGUUUGAUGUCGACAAUGUUGAAACUCUGGUCGGUAAUUUCUAAAUGCCACAAGUUGAUCCGGAGAUCGUCCGCGGAAAGGAAAACAAGGAAUUAGCCAACAUUAAUUUGGAUACUGUAAGCCUACUGGAUCAAAAGAAAAUUUUAAAGUGUUCUAACAGUUCUAAAAACUCGAGGAAGGUAGAGAAAGUGAGUGUAUCCAAAACUGAUAUAUAGUCAGGAAAACAUAAUUUGAAAAAACACAAAAAACAGUAAAAGAAAAACAAAGAAGUGCAAUAAUGAUACGAAUUAGUCCAAAAACAAGAAACAAAAUCUCAUCAAGGAUUCUUCUACUCUGUUGCUUGUUACCGAGUGUGCCGACUAUGAGAAGUCACCAGUUUGAAUUUGUUUUCAUUUUUUAUUACAA
This is a messenger RNA of Acanthoscelides obtectus, 679 nucleotides long. NCBI's taxonomy places the organism in Eukaryota, Metazoa, Arthropoda, Insecta, Coleoptera, Chrysomelidae. The record is from the annotation of a GenBank genome assembly.